Capsicum annuum is the source of this 819-nucleotide messenger RNA. RefSeq names its product 3-oxoacyl-[acyl-carrier-protein] reductase FabG-like. The transcript is spliced from 3 exons. Gene Ontology annotation, molecular function: oxidoreductase activity. Lineage: Eukaryota; Viridiplantae; Streptophyta; Magnoliopsida; Solanales; Solanaceae. The coding region runs from base 1 to 810 and encodes 269 amino acids. The record is from RefSeq and is a predicted model, not a curated record.
AUGGAGCCGUGGAAAGACCUGAGCGGGAAAGUAGUGAUGGUGACAGGAGCGUCGUCUGGAAUAGGGCGAGAGUUUUGUCUCGACUUGACCAAAGCUGGUUGCAGGAUCAUUGCUGCUGCUCGUCGUAUUGACAGGCUGAAAUCUCUCUGCAACCACAUUAAUUCAGAGGGUCUCCAGCGAGCAUUCUUCCUCGAGCUUGAUGUCACGUCCAAUGGUGUUAUUAUUGAGGCUGCUGUACAAAGAGCUUGGGAUGCCUUUGGACGUAUCGAUGUCUUGAUUAACAAUGCUGGCCUUAGAGGUAGUGUGAGCUCUUCACUAGAAUUGUCAGCGGAGGAUUGGGAACAUACCUUUAAGACGAAUCUCAGAGGGGCAUGGUUGGUGUCCAAAUAUGUCUGUAGACGCAUGCGCGAUGCUAAACAGGCAGGAGGAUCAGUUAUUAAUAUCUCUUCAGUUUCUGGUCUGAAUCGGGUACUAGUACCCGGGGGUCUUGCUUACGCUUCUUCAAAGGCGGCUCUUGACAUGCUCACUAAGAUGAUGGCACUUGAAUUGGGAGUAUACAAUAUUCGAGUGAACUCAAUAGCACCAGGAAUAUUCAAAUCUGAGAUAACAGAAAGUCUUAUACAAAAGAAAGGGUUCAAUAUUGUUCUUUUGAAAACCGUUCCUCUGAGAGGUAUUGGAACGACAGAUCCGGCUUUAACAUCACUUGUCAGGUACUUAAUCCAUGAUUCAUCAGAAUAUGUAUCCGGCAAUAUUUUCAUUGCUGAUACCGGAGGUACCUUACCAGGUGUCCCGAUUUUCUCAUCACUCUAGAACAAAGCC